AUGGUGAUCCGCGUGUUCAUCGCCUCCUCCUCGGGUUUCGUGGCGAUAAAGAAGAAGCAGCAGGAUGUGGUUAGAUUUCUGGAAGCCAACAAGAUAGAGUUUGAGGAGGUGGAUAUCACAAUGUCAGAAGAACAGAGACAAUGGAUGUACAAAAACAUUCCCCCAGAAAAGAAGCCUGCUCAGGGCAACCCUCUGCCGCCUCAGAUAUUUAAUGGUGACCGAUACUGUGGAGAUUAUGACAGUUUUUUUGAAGCAAAGGAAAGCAACACAGUCUAUUCAUUCUUAGGCCUGAAACCACGGUUGGCAUCAAAGGCAGAACCUUAGAGAAGACAAGUGGAAGAUAACGGAGAUGUAUUUUGGAGCGCCCCCUGGUACUCAGCACACACCUGCUUACCUAAUACGUCACUGUGACUAAAGCCACGUGCAUCAUCAGUAACUUUGCUUGCCAUGGAAAAGGUGUUUUUGGAAGACAUGGGUAUAAUGGGAUUGCAUGAUUGCUUUAAACCAAAUCAGGACUGUGGUGGUUUUUUUCUUAUUUUCAGAAUUGCCUGCAGUUGCCUCAUUCACCUGGAGGUACUCUAACCUGUUAUAGCUGUGCUUCCUUAAUGACUGAAAGAUAAAUGGGUAGCACCAUUGGAGAGAAAAUGCUGAAUCUGCCCUAGGUUGUAGCUGAUGGCAGUAUUGCUCAGACCUGCCUCUCUUUAAGUGGCCUGGAUUGUAUCCUUGAAAUUAGUUUGCCAGACUAUUAGAAUCUUUUGAUCAGACAGAAAAAAAGCAAUGCUGGUUGACAAAGGGCUGAAGAUUUUUGCUGCAAAAGUCGCAGCCAUCACUAUUCCAGUGCUUUGUAAUAGCACCUAUAGAAAAAGAUGUUCUAGCCUCCUUUGGUAAUGGACACUCUUAUUUCCAUAAAUCCUCCAAACUCCUCCAGAUGUUU
Messenger RNA from Neomonachus schauinslandi (Hawaiian monk seal), 934 nucleotides. It is a transcript of the gene SH3BGRL2, whose product is annotated as SH3 domain binding glutamate rich protein like 2. The transcript has 4 exons. NCBI's taxonomy places the organism in Eukaryota, Metazoa, Chordata, Mammalia, Carnivora, Phocidae. Gene Ontology annotation, cellular component: cytoplasm. The record is from RefSeq and is a predicted model, not a curated record. Bases 1 to 324 code for a protein of 107 amino acids.